Geosmithia morbida is the source of this 2169-nucleotide messenger RNA. Its product is annotated as Helix-loop-helix DNA-binding domain. The transcript is spliced from 2 exons. Gene Ontology annotation, molecular function: protein dimerization activity. The coding region runs from base 1 to 2169 and encodes 722 amino acids. The record is from RefSeq and is a predicted model, not a curated record. NCBI's taxonomy places the organism in Eukaryota, Fungi, Ascomycota, Sordariomycetes, Hypocreales, Bionectriaceae.
AUGAUGAGUUCCGGUGGAUGGGACGGCCAGGACCACCACAUGGGCGGGGCCUCGGACGAUGAUUUCGGUCACUUCCUCGACAUGUCAAACAUCGGCGACGGCAUGCAGUUCGACUUCAACUCCUUCCAGAAUGGCUCGGAUAACCAGACACUCAUGGCCUCUCAAGAUCAUGCCAACCCCAUGAUGCAUCCAGGCCAUGCCCACGCCCACGCCCACUCGCACUCGCACUCGCACUCGACUGACUCCAUGACCCUGACUACGACGUCGACACCGCAGACCGCGACGCCAACCACGACGGUCCCGAGCCAGAUGAUGCCCAUCUCGGCCCCCAACACCGACCCCAUCUCGACGAUCGACGCCCAGAUCCAGUACCUGCAGCAGCAGAAGUUCCUGCAGCAGCAGCGCCAGCUCCAGGAGCAGCGCAACGCCUACUUCACCACCCAGAACCACUCGGUGCCCCCGACCCCCCAGAGCCUCGAGAUGCCCCCCGGCAGCGGCCACUUCUACAGCCAUCCCGAUCACCUCCCCCAGGCUCACGACCUGUACGACUCCAGCUCCCUCCACCAGCGCCCCCUGAAGGAGCGGCACGACAUGGCCUUCACCCCGCUCGUCUCCCCCGCCGUCACCCCUCUGGACCCCCACUUCAGCGUGGAGAACGCGUUCGCCAUGCCCGGUGCCUACUUCAGCCCCCUCACCUCGCCGGCCCUCCACGCCCAGAACGACUCGAACUCGGUCUACGACGCCAGCACCCACUCCGACAACUCCCCCGUCGCCAUGGACCUCGAGCCUGCCGCCGCCGCCGCCGCCGCCGCCGCCGCCGCCACCCUCGAGCUCUCCAAGAAGGCCCGCAAGAACAGCGCGGCCAAGUCGAGAUCCAAGGGCGUCCGCAGCUCCCCCAUCACCAAACCUCAGCGUAGGAAGGCCGGUCCCAGUCCGGCCAUCGUGUCGCACGUCCUGAGCGAAGUCGACGAGACCGGCAGCCACGGCCAGCUCCCCCCCGGUGCCGAAAAUGACAGCACCAUGCUGCCGCUACCUGCGGCGUCGAUGUUGACCGACGGCUCCGAGGAGAACGCCUCGGUAUCGCCCGAGAACCUGACGGAUAUGCCUCCGCCGCCGGUCCCGUCGCGGAAGCCGUCGAACAGCAGGAAGGGUACCGGCAGCGCCGGCAAGUCGCCGUACAUGCGGCCCCAGGGAGCGGCCAACGCCCACGUCACCUCGGAUCCCUCGACGUCGGAGCCGUGGAGCACGCCUCCGGCCCAGGCCCACCCCGCCACACCGGCCUCGAUCAUGCGGCUGCCAGCGUCCAGGUCGAAGAAGGCCGCAGUCGGGCAGCACGAGCAGACGGCCACGGACAGUAUAGAGUCUCUGGAGCUGCCCGAGUCGCACUUCAAGUCGGCAUCGUCCACACCGACACCGAGGGAGUCUCCGCGCAUCGUGCCCUCGACAGAGAGGACCUCUACCGCGCCGCCGACGAGGCAGAAGCCACCGCCGUCGCCGGCAGCCACGCCGCGCCGGUCGGGGACGGCAUCGGCUAGCCAGAGCCCCAUGAUACAGCCGGGGGGGCCGAGCGGAGCACGGAGGACGCCACAGCUCGGGCCGCAGGUGGCGCCGCAUACGGGUAGGAAGCGGUCGACGGGCUCGGCGCACGCGUCGCCAGCGCUGCUGCCCCGCAUCUCGCCCAGCAUCAAGCCUCUGCUCCCCGGCGGCGACUCCAAGAUGCCGGAGGCGUCCCACCAGCUCCUCAUGUCCAAGUCCAACUACCAGAACAUACUGGAGGGCAACCAGGUGCCGGGGGUGACGUACCCGUCGGAGCUGUCGAGCCACCUGACGUCGAAGCGGACGUCGCACAAGAUCGCCGAGCAGGGGAGGCGCAACCGGAUAAACUCGGCGCUGCAGGACCUCCAUGACGUCAACGACCAGCCUCAGACUCUCCAUGAACGAGUUGACGGCUACGCGAAGCAUGCGGUUCGUGGUGGCACGGUAGUCUGCUCGGAGGAUAAUGUGGUCCUCGGUCGCAGCCGUGAUCCCAGUCGUAGUCGCAAUCCCACCUCCGCUCCCGCUCUCACUCUGAUCCUGAUCCUGAGCCUGAGCCUGAGCCUGAGCCUGAGCCUCGACAGGACCGGCUGCUGCCCAUCUACGGAUAGACAGGACCCUGUGCACGAGCGGUGA